CAUCACAAAUCACAAUCCCCAGCUCUCUUUAGUUUCUGCCAUUAUGGGUACUAUGGUAGGGCAUGUUGCACCAGGCCUUGGUUUCUUUCUGCUAGGUCUAUGGCAUCUUUUUAACCACAUUAAGCUCCACUCUCUCCGUCCAAAAACUUACACUUCUUCUCCCUGGUUUCCUACCUCCAAACUAAGGUACAUAGAGCUCUACUUUAUUAUGACAGGGAGCUCUAUUUCUGUAGCCAUGGAGCUCUUCAUCGGCCCUACAAAACACCAACCACUAGACACAGAUGGAACCAUACCAUCAAACCAUCUCCGCAACUUUGAACAUUCACUAAUCUCGAUGACCCUUAUUGUCUAUGCAACUUUUGCCAUCAUUCUUGACAAGAUUUGCCCGAAAACAACUAAGCGUGGUCUAACACAGCUCAUUGGAGUUAUCGUGUUUGCACAACAAUUUCUUCUCUUCCAUCUCCAUUACACCGAUCAUGCCAGUCUUGAAGGCCAGUACCACUGGUUUCUUCAACUUGUGGUCUUUGUUUCUCUAGCCACAACUAUUCCGGGAUUGGGUCUUGAGAAAAGUUUUUUGGUUAGCUUUGUUAGGUCGUUUAGUAUUAUGUUCCAAGGAGUAUGGUUUAUAGUCCUGGGUUUUAUGCUUUAUACCCCAGCAUUUAUUCCUAAAGAUUGCUACCAAUACUACGAAGAUGGUCGUCUAUUGGUUGCAUGCCAUACUGAGGAGGCACUUCACAGGGCUAAAUCCUUGGUCAACAUUCAAUUCAGCAGCUACUUGAUACUUAUUACGAUUCUUUGUACGUUGUUUUAUUUGAUUUUGACCAGGAUUUAUCGCAACAAAAGGGUCGCUAAGUAUCUGUUGUUAACGAAGGGAGAAGAAGGGAAAGAGGAAGAAGAAGACUCGGACGAAGAUGUUGAAUUCCAGAAACCAAGCAAGCUUGGCGAGUCUUAAGAAUUUUUUUAUUUUUAUGUCAAGGUAAUGAAUAUUAGUACCUUUGAAGGCGUGGAUGCAUGUGGUUUGUACGUACUGGGUGUUAUUAAGCUGCUUGUAGUACAGUUGGGCUGAUGACAACAGCGAAAAUAUGUGUGUUAUGAAGUUGUUUUUGGCUUUGGAUUUUUGACUGCUUUCAUGUAUUGUUUCUAAGAAUUUGUGUGGAAUAAAAGUAUUUGCAAGUAAUCUACCGAAA
Messenger RNA from Tripterygium wilfordii, 1187 nucleotides. RefSeq names its product transmembrane protein 45A-like. NCBI's taxonomy places the organism in Eukaryota, Viridiplantae, Streptophyta, Magnoliopsida, Celastrales, Celastraceae. Bases 44 to 952 code for a protein of 302 amino acids. The transcript has a single exon. The record is from RefSeq and is a predicted model, not a curated record.